AUGUCGACCAGGCUUUGGAAAGGUGCUAAGAACCAGCCUGAUAUUUGUCAACUUAUAUUUAAAGUUUUAAACAAAUACUCAUGGAAUUGGUUGCGAGUUGUCAAUUACAACUUGCGGCUAGGAAUCAGCACAAGUGUUGCUUUGUUCCAUGGAAAUGAAGGAUAUUUGUCUGGGAUUGUCAUGCCCAGCAUCUAUGUUGUAUGGGAUAUAGAAACUGUUACAUGGAGGAAGCUGCUCUAUUGA
This is a messenger RNA of Sphenostylis stenocarpa, 243 nucleotides long. NCBI's taxonomy places the organism in Eukaryota, Viridiplantae, Streptophyta, Magnoliopsida, Fabales, Fabaceae. The record is from the annotation of a GenBank genome assembly.